Daphnia magna is the source of this 3718-nucleotide messenger RNA. Its product is annotated as high affinity cGMP-specific 3',5'-cyclic phosphodiesterase 9A. Bases 413 to 3247 code for a protein of 944 amino acids. NCBI's taxonomy places the organism in Eukaryota, Metazoa, Arthropoda, Branchiopoda, Diplostraca, Daphniidae. Gene Ontology annotation, molecular function: 3',5'-cyclic-GMP phosphodiesterase activity. Gene Ontology annotation, biological process: cGMP catabolic process. The record is from RefSeq and is a predicted model, not a curated record. The transcript has 12 exons.
CCCGACAUUCGGACGGUGAACACCGCAGCCAACACGUAACAUUCGCAUGCCAAAUCCUAACUAAACCUUAAAACAUUAUGUUACACUGUGCUCGUCAACAUUUCGAUUCAGUUACGUUAUUUGAAUUGCGGUGAAAAAUAAUAACAUCUUGAAAUGUAAAACAACAAACAAAAGGGAAAUCAAGAAGUGAACAUUCGUGAGUGCCAAGUGUAAAACGGCUCGUGAUCAAUUGCCAUAAGAGCCACACACACACACAUACACACAAAGCAUUUUUUCCCGAAAAUAAAAAACAAUUAACUGUAGCGAUUUGUCGUGCUUUUAACCUACGAUGAAUGAUGUUGUGUAGCAACGACCUAUUGUCUUGUCGUGACAGCAGUUGACCAAAGAGAGGCCGUGCCUGCGUUCAGCCGAUAUGGCGCAUGCGGAACUUGAUGCCACGACAAUUAAGAGUAGCCAUUCAACCAAUUCAUUGUCUUAUUCACCAGCGAUCCUCAAGGGUGGGCAACAGUUACAACAACAGCCGAGCCAAAUAUCGGCCGAAUCCAUCGGCAACUGCAGCGUUGCCAAUGCACCGCCCAGCAAUCAACAACAGCGAAGGAAAACCGUCUACUUCACUGUCGGCCAGCGACAAGAAGUGGCCAUCUUCGAAGACUAUACGCCUUCCGAAGACAUCAAAAGUUUGUUUAGUAGCGCGGCAGAAGCGGGUCCGCACGACAUUUUGAAGAUGUACACACCAGAGGGAUCAUUGGUUAACAUUUCCAACCGGCUAGAAAGUAACCGACCUGAUACUCCAUAUCGACUUGAACUGGUCGCUGCCCAUUUUAACAAAGGAUCGUUACCGGAACAGCUGAGAGCCGAACUGGCACUGCUGGAUGAAAGGGUCUCGGAUUUAGAGCGGCGUAUGCACGACCUGGCCUCCCUCUACCCGCAGGAUGUCCAAGCCAUGCGGGACGAAUUGGAACAGCACAAACAAAUUCUCGGUUUAUGUCGAGCCGGAACGACUUUCCCCCAUUCGGGAAUGGGCCGUCCGUACUGGAACAGACACAAAGCGCGUCGGAAAUCAGAAUCGGAGAAACGACUCGUCUGCGAAAAAUAUCUUCACAUCAGUACGAUGACGUUGACGGAAGAGAUCCGUCGCUGUUUGCGGAUGCCAACGUUCGACAAUUGGCAAUGGGAGGACGAAGAGAUUCUGCUCCUUUUGCAGCAAAUGUACGUCGACCUCGAUCUGUUGAAAAAAUUCGACAUCGACCUCAACGUCCUGCGCAAGUUCCUCUGCCAGGUCUACAUGAACUACAACGAGGUGCCCUUCCACAAUUUCCAGCAUUGUUUCACCGUUAGCCAAAUGAUGUACGGCAUUAUUUGGUGUUUGAAUCUGCCCGACAAAAUCGGUGACCUGGAAACAUUGAUCCUACUCACUUCCUGCAUUUGCCACGAUCUCGAUCACCCCGGAUUCAACAACAUUUACCAGAUUAACGCCAGGACGGAAUUGGCUUUGCGAUACAAUGACAUUUCGCCGCUAGAAAAUCAUCACUGCUCUGUGGCGUUCAACAUUUUAGAAGAUCCGACUGCUAACGUCUUCCGUUCGUUCCCGCCCGAAGUCUACAAGAGCGUUCGUGAAGGCAUCAUCCGCUGUAUAUUGGCCACUGACAUGGCACGUCACAACGAGAUCCUCAAUCAAUUCAAUCAAAUUGCACCAGAGUUUGACUACAACAAUCGAGCACACAUCAACCUGCUUUGUAUGGUACUGAUUAAAGUGUCGGACAUAUCGAACGAAGCGAGGCCAAUGGAUGUAGCCGAACCGUGGCUGGAUUGCCUGCUGCAAGAAUUCUUCGAGCAAAGUGAUCGUGAGAAGAUGGAAGGCUUGCCCGUCACGCCGUUCAUGGACCGGGACAAGAUCACCAAACCAUCGUCGCAAUGCUCGUUCAUCGGCUUCGUUCUCCUACCCCUGUUCGAGGCUAUUGGUCGUCUUUAUCCGGAACUCGACACCUUAAUAGUCAACCCGGUUAGAGAGGCCCUGGAUUAUUAUCGCAAACUGAACGAAGCUUCUCGUCGCAAUCUGGAACAGCCGGCCAGUCCGACGCCGGCAGUCAACGAACAAAAGGAAACCACUGCAUCCAUUGCGGAUUCGAGUAGCAUCAAGUCGUCGGAACAACAAGCUGGCCAGCACCUGUUCGAUAAUGAAGGCAAAACUAUGGAUCAUCCAACUAUCGUUGGAGCUACUCCAACUACCCCCAUCAGCCGAGAAAGUUUUAGCAGGAUAUUUAUUCGUGUUACUCGUCUUUCGAUGGCCGACAGGUCGUUUUCGCAGGAGGAAGAAAUCCGACGGUUCUCGUUCGGUCUCGAUGCCGACACGUUCACCGAAGUGGAAAUUUGUGAGAAGACUUUUUCGUUCAAAAUCAGUACAGACAUUAGACCGUUGCCCGGCUGGAGCAAUAACGGCGGAGGCAAUGGUACUUGCAACGGAAGACAGCCAUCAUCAACCUUCCGGCGAGCUUCACUUGCUGUCAUGUCAGCCUCGCUUGCGGAAUCGGCUCGCAUUCUCGCCGGAGGGACAGCUCGUAGCGCCACAAGCAGCCCCACACAAUCAGGCCCGUGUACCUAUCGUGGCGCUGUCAUCCAAGAAGAAGAGGACGAAAUCACGUUGGACAUCCCGACGGUGGCGACAGCAUCGAUUCACAAUGGUGUCGUCCUCGACAUGCACAAAGAGACGUUGGAAUCGCUUGAUUUACAACACAAUGGCCAGCAAAAAGGUCGGGCUGAAAUCACGGCGCCAUUGGCAUCGGUUGAAGACGUGACCGAUUCGGUGGUGGCUGUCGCUCCCGUUGCGACCGCAUCACGCCAGCCGAGUCGUGACAAUCCGCUGCUAAUUCGAUUGCGUCAAUGGACCGACCGAUUUGGUUUGAAUCCCGUGCGAUCAGCGUCGGCAGAGCCGCCGGAAAACGGAGCGGCAGACGUGCCCAAAUCGCCGAAAUUGCUCGGCUCGCGCAAAAUUGUAUCCAACAGUUUAUCACGUCUAUUUAGUCGUUCGUCGUCUCAUAAAGCCGCCCAGCAACAGCAAUCAAUGGCUAAUUCGGUUGCUAGUCCAGAGUCGAAUUAUCUACCGAUGCCGGCCUCGUCCGCUGGUAGCCGUCGACGUUCUAAGACAAUCAUCAAUGCCACGGAAAUGUCCCGCAGUUUAGACGACGUCCCUGCCGCCCACAUGAUUACCGAUUCGACCAAUCAUCCAUCCCAAAAACGCUUAGAUUAAUGUCAGACAUCAUUUACACGUGUGUGUCUGUGUGUGUAUGUACGUAUUCAUUAAUAUUAUUUAUUAUUACCUUUUCUUUUUCUUACCUCCCGUCUCGUUUUGUCAGCUUCUUCAUUUUAGAAAUAAUUGUUCGCAAAACACAAUUUCGUCUUUUUUGUCUCGUCUUUCAUUUGAAAUUGAGCUGUCAAGUUUAGUUUUUCAUCACACAACAUUUUUGUUCAAAUUAUUGCGCGCGCAAAAAGAAAUGGAAAAAAAAAAAACCCAUCGAACGAUUUGCAAAAAAGAUAAAUGUCAAUGUCGCCCCCCCCCGGCCAACAUACAACCAUAUCCUUCCUCUUCCCUUCCGCUGUUGAUUCCCAUUGGAUAAUCAUGAUACAUAUUAUAUAUAUAUAUAUAUAUAUAUAAAUUUAUAUAUAUACCAAUUAUUAAAGAGGAGUGAAAGACAGAAAAUAAAAAUAUAUAAAAAACAAA